AUGGGCCAACCACAGCCUCCUUCAGGAGGGUCACGAAAAAUCUCCUUUAAUGUUUCAGACCAGUAUGAUAUCCAGGAUGUGAUUGGUGAGGGUGCUUAUGGUGUUGUCUGCUCGGCGCUGCACAAACCAUCAGGUCAAAAGGUUGCCAUCAAGAAGAUUACGCCAUUCGAUCAUUCAAUGUUCUGUUUACGAACACUACGAGAGAUGAAGCUACUAAGGUACUUCAAUCAUGAAAAUAUUAUUUCUAUCCUCGAUAUCCAGAAGCCUCGAAACUAUGAGAGCUUCACGGAAGUAUAUCUAAUCCAGGAACUUAUGGAGACCGACAUGCACCGCGUCAUCCGAACACAGGAACUGUCAGACGAUCACUGCCAAUACUUCAUCUAUCAGACGCUCAGAGCCCUCAAGGCAAUGCAUUCCGCCAACGUCCUGCAUAGAGAUCUCAAACCGUCAAACCUGUUGCUAAACGCCAAUUGCGAUCUCAAGGUCUGUGAUUUUGGCCUAGCUCGAUCUGCGGCCUCUACAGAUGAUAAUUCUGGCUUCAUGACGGAAUAUGUGGCUACCAGAUGGUAUCGUGCCCCAGAGAUCAUGUUAACCUUCAAGGAGUAUACCAAAGCCAUCGAUGUAUGGAGUGUGGGCUGUAUCCUGGCAGAAAUGUUGAGCUCAAAACCCCUCUUUCCUGGAAAGGAUUACCACCAUCAAUUGACCCUGAUACUGGAUGUCCUUGGCACGCCGACCAUGGAGGACUACUAUGGUAUCAAAUCUCGGCGUGCUCGAGAAUAUAUCCGAUCGCUUCCCUUCAAGAAGAAGAUUCCGCUCAAGCAUAUGUUCCCAAAGACGUCUGAUCUGGCCCUUGACCUGCUUGAGAAAUUGCUUGCAUUCAAUCCUGUUAAGCGCAUCACAGUGGAAGAAGCGUUGAGACAUCCAUAUCUUGAUUCGUACCAUGAUCCAGAAGAUGAGCCGACAGCGAAUCCGAUUCCCGAAGAAUUCUUCAACUUCGACAAGGAUAAGGAUUCUUUGAGCAAGGACCAGUUGAAAACACUCAUUUUCGACGAAAUCAUGAGAUAG
Messenger RNA from Endocarpon pusillum Z07020, 1065 nucleotides. RefSeq names its product Mitogen-activated protein kinase. The record is from RefSeq and is a predicted model, not a curated record. Lineage: Eukaryota; Fungi; Ascomycota; Eurotiomycetes; Verrucariales; Verrucariaceae. Gene Ontology annotation, biological process: protein phosphorylation; intracellular signal transduction. Bases 1 to 1065 code for a protein of 354 amino acids. Gene Ontology annotation, cellular component: nucleus; cytoplasm. Gene Ontology annotation, molecular function: ATP binding; MAP kinase activity. The transcript is spliced from 4 exons.